Aphanomyces astaci is the source of this 567-nucleotide messenger RNA. RefSeq lists its product as hypothetical. Lineage: Eukaryota; Oomycota; Saprolegniomycetes; Saprolegniales; Verrucalvaceae. The record is from RefSeq and is a predicted model, not a curated record. The transcript has a single exon. Bases 1 to 567 code for a protein of 188 amino acids.
AUGUUCAAAGCUGCAAUUGUUCUUGGUCUUGCCGCGCAGGCUGUAGCGCUCCCUUUAUUCCCGGCCAGGAUCCCCAACGGCAACAAAGUCGCGAAUGUCGGUGCCCUUGGACACAUCAACCCGGCUGGAGGCGGCCCUCUGAACCCGUUUGGAAUGGCGUUCGAAGACGCCGAAAUGAUGUGGACGUUACAGCUAUGUCAAGCUGAUUCGGACACCGAUGGUGCCACCAACGGCGAAGAACUCGGCGAUCCUUGCUGCACAUGGACAGUUGGAGCCACCUUGACCACGACAACAGCCACCCACCCAGGCAAGGCGGACCCUUUCACCCCCGACCAACUCAGGUCGCUCAAGUGUGUUGUUGGUGGUUCUGGCAACGCAACCAGUGCUACCACCACCUUCAGUCCGUCAGGUACCGCAACCAAUGCUGCCACCACCUCCAGUCCGUCAGGUACUCGGGCCACCCCCUCGGCGACGACCAACACGCCCACUGCGAGCAGUGCUGCGGCAUUGUCCGGCGCCAUGUUGACUGGCGCUGCGGUUGCGAUGGCUAUGGUGACUCAACAAUAG